Molecule: messenger RNA, 603 nt
Organism: Pyricularia pennisetigena
Lineage: Eukaryota; Fungi; Ascomycota; Sordariomycetes; Magnaporthales; Pyriculariaceae
Exons: 2
Source: RefSeq, a predicted model, not a curated record
UUACUGCGUGGUAAAGAUCGCAAGAUAGACCGAUUCGUCGGGCGGGGAUUUCCCUCUCUCAGGUACGACACAUUCGGACUACCCGUCACCUGGUUCACUGAGGAUCAAACGCGAGUACCCCAGUCUGUGCAGGGCGGCAAGCCCUCGGGUCAGCGGUUCUAUUCCAAGGCAGUUCGCUCAAUUGCGGGAACGAAACAAACGCGCAAAACUUCCAGAUGCAGCAUAAUCCCGCCUCCAGACCUUGAGAGCCGAGCGGACGACUCGUGGUCGGUGAAAGUAACCGAAUAUGCAACAUUCAACAAUGUCAAGAGAUGGGAGGCGAAAUGUGGGUGCGGAGGCCUGUCAUGUUGGUUUUCCGUCCUCAACACACGCCCCUCGACUCUCCUCCUCACUCUCACCAAGAAUUCUGUCAGGCAGAAUACGCCUGACGGCCAAACGGAUCCUCCGAGGCACCUUGAGACAAUGUUCAUUACUACUAGUAGUCUGUCGCAUACUCCUCUUUGGGUGACCGAGACAAAGAAUUACCCGCCUCCAUGCACGCGCAUUAUACCAGGCAACCCGGGUCCCAGACAGCUCUGUGAUAUAAUAUAUAUACUGUGGUAA